AUGGGUAAUGAAAAGAAUCUCUCUAACGACGAAAAAAAGCUGCUGCUUGCAGUGAAGAAGGAUGAUUUCAGAGGAACUUCAGACCUCUUGGCCACAUUAAAGAAAAAAUCUAAACGCAGUGAACCCUCUGAUGUAAAUUUCCGAGACAAGUAUGGGAAGACGGCAUUACAUGUCGCGGCAUCUACCGGAUCAAAGACAACGACGGCUUCCUCCCCGUCCACGUGGCCUACACCUUCUCGUGAUACGCUACUUCAUUUGGCUGUCUCUGGGAAUCGAUGUUCUGAUGUGGAUUUAGAACUGCUUGUUGAGCUAGGCGUGAAUAUAUUAGCGGAAAACAGCAAGAAAGAAACGGCUUUUCUCAAAACACUGCGAGACAGUGGACGAACUGAUCAGUCGUGUCUGCUGCUGAAGUUGGCCGAUAGGAAGGUGACUGACAAGGGAGACUUCAUGGCCAUGAUGGACUUGGGAAUGCAAGUGGCUCCACAGAUGGGCAAAGUGUCUGUUAUGCAGCAGUGUCUCGAUUUCGGAUAUGACGUCAACCGUGUGGGAAUGGAGGGUACUGCAAUGCAUGGGGCAGUCAAGUUCGCACAGCUAACUACAAUUGAAUUUCUUCUCGAAAAAGGAGCGAGGACUGAUGUCAAAGAUCGCUAUGGAUUUUCGGUCGAUGAUAUCUUGUGGGGCGAAAACGCCUCUCCAUGCGACAAAUUGAAUGACAAGAUCAAGUGUACAAUCAAUGCUUUCAAGGAGCAAAGCAAUGAUGAAAGCUACCAAGGACGAAAAUUGUACCCUAGUCUGACAAUCGAAUGCGGCUUAGAUCCGGAUAGACAUGGAAGAACAGAAGCGGUCAAAGAGAACUCGGAAGUCAGUCUGCAAAAAGCAGAUGUUGGAAUGAAAGGCGGUGAAUCAACUGACGAAUCAGAUAACUCUGGAGCCCUAGUUGAGGAACAUCAGCCGAUGUCUUUAAGCGUUGAUGGAGACAAAGUUGAAGCUAGUGAUCACAUUGACGAUAUAAAUGGGUUGAAAGGAUUCAAACCCGGAGAGAAAACUGAUGAGCAACAAACAAAGUUCAGCGCAGAAGCUGAAGUCGACACUCAAAAUAACCUUUCUGAGGGUUCGAAGGAAGAUUCCUGUGAGAAAACAAAGCAAGGUGACAACGAUGUGAACAUUUCGACUUUGAGGCAGUCAGAAUUAAUGGAAAAUAUUGAAACAGCCGACCUGGGAGAUGAGUUAGCAAACGCAGAGAUUACUUGCGGAGACCAAAAGGAGACUCCAGUGGAAGAGGAAUCUAUCGAAACCGACAAAGGUUGCACAGUGGUCAAUUCGGAACCCAGCCAGAUGGAAUCACUCGAUGAGUUGAAUAAUGAAGAGGAAGACGAGGAAUUUGAGAAUGAGGUAGGCGCAAUAAAGAUCGGAAAAUCAAAGGCACCAGCCGAGAGACUGACAUCAGUUGCCAUGGGAAAGCAAGUGAACCCAGACGCAGAAGGGGGCUAUGGUUAUAUUUUGCUGAAUCUGCGGAAGAACAAGGUAGAAGUGAGACCCCUGCUGAAGUCCCAUCUCUACUUCACCACUGAGCAAGUGGAGAUCAACACAGACCAGACACGACUCUCUGCUGCCUCCACAAGCAGCAGUGGAGAGGAGCAUCACCAGGCCGCUUUCUUCAACUUUGCUUUCGAACCAGGGCAACGCAUGCAACAUCAGGGCGAAGAAAGUGGGGAUGAACCAAAUGCAACGAAGGACACAGAUGAUUUGAAUGAGAAAGAAAAUUUAGAGCUGCCCAGUUCUGGCCCACAUGGCCGGAUCUCUACAAAUAACAGCACUGAUUGGGACAAGGAUCUGAUGAAUUUGGCUGGAGUAGGGGAGGAUCCCACUGUGUUUGCGUACAAAUUCGAACAAGACAUGAUAGACGGAAUGGUGCCCAAAACUAUUGCAGAAUGGCUGUUGCAGAUCCGUUUGAGUCACCUCGAGUCGACGUUUAAAGAGAACGGAUAUGAUGACAUUUCUUUCAUUGGUCUAGAUGUGUUAACAGUGGAAAGUUUGAACUACAUGGGAAUCAAAGACCAGCUCACAGUCCAGGAUAUCAUCACUUCUAAAGCAGUGAAAGAAUGUCCCAGGGUUCCCAGAUUGGAGGACUCAGAUCCACCGUUAAACAAUAUCUACCAAUGGCUAGACAUGUUGAAGUUGACUCAAUAUGAGGACAAUUUUGAGAAGGCUGGGUGCAAUGAGGAUCUCUCCAAUAUCGAGGAUUCUUGGCAGCUGUUACUGAAAAAAAAUAAGUUCGAUAUCUCAUGCGUUGGACAUCGGCUGCGGCUUCUUGCAUCCUUGAACAUUAAAGAUCUUCGCACGAAAUUAAAGCGUCUGAAAGGCAAUGAAACAGGUCUCACGUCCGUCGAAGAUUUGGAUAUUGAUCAGCUGAACUGCUUUGAAGACUUUGUUGCGUGCGAAUUGAAGGAUACGAACGAGCUCAUGAGUGAUCAUCCCGACUUUAACAGGGACCAGUUGGAAUCCGAGAUCAAUCGAGACGUACCCGAUGUGCCUGCAACUCCGGUCACGUCUCCAACAACUCCCUCGUUCACGGCGGAGCUCUCUCCUCUAGAGACGAAAAUCUUCCAAGUUGGGUUUCUGGGAGUGUUUCCAUUCAACGGCAUUGAGCCCUCUGAGAAGACACUGAUUGCAGCUUGUCAGGCUACCCUGGACAAGGGAGUGAAAAAAGUGCCCAGACUACAGCUACAGGUCAACUUCUGCUCCAUCAGAUUGUCAGACCCUCAGCUAGGCAUUCUCGAGAUGGAGCAUGCAAUUCCCAACAUCCAGUGCGCUGCCCUAAACACAGACCACAGGACCUUCGCAUAUGUAGUGGCUGAGAGACAGGCCAUGCGAGUUGCCAUUGCACCAGACGCAGCCAAAAACAAAGACGGUCCACUAAUAGUGCACGGAGGAGGGUCAGCGGUGCAACCUGUGAAGAGAAUGUGCUACAUAUUCCAGACAAUCGACCGUGACCAGAAGCAGAGGGGUGGAAAGGAAGUGAUGAGUUCUUUAAGAGCUGCCUUCCAGACCGCAUUCAAAUUCGUCAACGAAAAUCAGCCCAAUUCACAGGCAGUCAAGGCAACAGGACACUAAAUGACCAAACUCUGUAUAGACAGAGAAAACUCUAAUUUUUACCCUGAAUAUUUUCUACUAGUUUAAUUUUUAAUCCAUGUUAUCCGCUCUCAAAAAGGAGGCUAUUCCAAACCCCUACUAUAAAACAAGGCACUCCGCAUUGUUUAUGAUUUUUUGAUGCCUUGAAAUACUUGCAAAUAUCAUUAUCAGAGGCGGUAUGAAUGU
Molecule: messenger RNA, 3318 nt
Organism: Symsagittifera roscoffensis
Lineage: Eukaryota; Metazoa; Xenacoelomorpha; Acoela; Convolutidae
Exons: 19
Coding region: 1-3114 (1037 amino acids)
Cellular component (GO): cytosol
Molecular function (GO): protein binding
Source: RefSeq, a predicted model, not a curated record